AUGAGCUCCUGCCACACACCAGAGAGCCUGACCAAACAUGAGAGGCGUGGAAGGUUAACAACAAUUCCCUCUGCAUGGGAGAUUGGCGCCUCUUUCUCCCCAGGAUUCGGUAUCUCAAACGAUGACCAACUAGUUUGUUUUCGAAACAGUGUAUUUGUAGCAUUGUUACAUAUGCCCGUCAUGUACUACUGGCUUUGUGAACACAACCACAGCCUAGAUGAUCCAGCCCGUCAUAAAUGUGUUACCUGUAUCUUGAGUGUCUUCGGUAUGACAUACUGGACAGACGCCAAACUUAAAAACCACCAAAGGGGUUUGAACCGUCUAAUGAGUCACUACGUGUGGUCUACUUGCAAAAUCACUUUCUGGAAAGAGCGCGAAGGCGUUCAACAAGACGCCGAAGAAUUCCUACAAUAUCUUCUUUCCCACCUUUCCAAUGACCCUUUAGGCCCAGAGAGAUCCCACCAAGAGCUCUUGCAGCAUAUGUUCUACACUGUUAUUAAGUACCGCGAGGAGUGCACCAUGUGUAAGCAUGUGUCAUUCCCAGAAAAAUACAGUGAUAGUGUUCUCCGCGUCCAUAUCCCUGAUUCUGGGUCGCCAACACUGCCUCAGGCGCUGGUGCAGACUAUGGGCGUUCCCGAUGCAUCUUAUAAGUGCGGCAGCUGCUUCUCAAAUGCGAAGCCUACUCGCCGUGGGUACAUCAGGGACGCUCCUGAAAUCCUCGUUAUUGCGUUAAAUAGGCAUGGAAAUCAUACCGGCACCCGACGAACGAAUAAAGUGACUUACGAAGAACAUAUGGACCUUACAGAAUUACUCGAACCCUAUGCCCGAGAAAAAGGCGAAUCCUUGACUUAUAAGCUGUAUUCCGUCAUUUUUCAUAUAGGUACAAGUUCUGAGCGAGGUCAUUAUAUCACCGUUGCUAGGUCACCGACGGACCAAUGGUCAUAUAUAGACGACGAAGAAAUACACAGCGCAAACGUCCAAGAUGCGCUCGGAAACGAUUCGAGGCAUUCUAAGCUAGCAAUACCAUACCUCUUGUUUUAUGCUCGCACUCCCUUCAACUCCACAGUCCCCAGGCGAAUACCUAUUGAUCCAAAUUUUUUUAAGCCAAAGCCUCUUGAGCCAAAACCUCUUGCCAAUGACAGCUCGUACAAUGAGAAAUUACCAACCGUUCCAGAAGUUUCCAUAGAAAAGUCAACCGGUCAAGCCAGUAAGCCGGACGAUGAAAACAAACGAACCAUGACGACCCAAACUCUCAAUAAAAUCGAGUCGAAUGUGGAGGUAGAGGCCAGUAUUUCAUUUCCAGCCGCGGGAGAGAGUAACCACCCGGAAGUAGGAGAUUCUCCUACAGAAGAGGCAGCAGUCUCGCCGUCCCUUUCAGCGCGAUGGGAAGGCCAACCUGCGGAAGUUAUUAUCAAAGUCAUAAUGGGUGAUAUUGUUUUGGAGGGUAAGAUGAAAGGAGUGCUGAGAAGAAGCCGGGGCCGGCCAGAUCAACCCACUAACACCAAGGGCUCAGUGCCCCCGGAAAAGCCAGAAGGUGUAAAAAAGAACAGAAAACCGCCAGGUCGCAAAUGCAAGGCAACAGCCAAAGUAGAUACCAUAAAAUAA
Molecule: messenger RNA, 1605 nt
Organism: Ophidiomyces ophidiicola
Lineage: Eukaryota; Fungi; Ascomycota; Eurotiomycetes; Onygenales; Onygenaceae
Exons: 3
Coding region: 1-1605 (534 amino acids)
Biological process (GO): protein deubiquitination
Cellular component (GO): cytosol; nucleus
Molecular function (GO): cysteine-type deubiquitinase activity; cysteine-type endopeptidase activity
Source: RefSeq, a predicted model, not a curated record